UCACUUCCGUUUCGGCCUUUCAGCCCUUCCGUACCGGCGGCUCCGCGUGCGGCGCGUUCGGCUGCCCCUCCCUCUGUGUCGCGAUAAUGUCGCGAUUCUUCACCACCGGCUCCGACUCCGAGUCCGAGUCCUCAGCGUCGGGAGAUGAAACCGCGCCCAAAGCGCCGGGGGGACCCUACAGCAAGCCGCUGCUGCUCAGUGAGGAUGAGGAGGACACCAAGCGCGUGGUGAGGAGCGCCCGCGACAAGAGGUACGAAGAGCUGACCAACCUGAUCCGCUCCAUCCGCAAUGCCAUGAAGAUCCGCGACGUCAGCCGCUGCCUCGAGGAGUUUGAGCUGCUGGGCCGUGCCUGGACCAAGGCCAAGGGCGUCGUGGACAGGGAUGGAGUUCCCAGGUUCUACCUCAGGAUCCUGGCUGACCUCGAGGAUUAUCUCAAUGAGGUUUGGAGAAAAACACAAAAUUCAGGAUAUUUAGGAAUUUGGGGAAUUUUUCCAGAUUUUUUGGG
Messenger RNA from Zonotrichia leucophrys gambelii, 505 nucleotides. RefSeq names its product eukaryotic translation initiation factor 3 subunit C-like. The transcript has 5 exons. Gene Ontology annotation, cellular component: eukaryotic translation initiation factor 3 complex. Gene Ontology annotation, molecular function: RNA binding; translation initiation factor binding; translation initiation factor activity. The annotation marks the transcript as partial. Gene Ontology annotation, biological process: translational initiation. NCBI's taxonomy places the organism in Eukaryota, Metazoa, Chordata, Aves, Passeriformes, Passerellidae. The record is from RefSeq and is a predicted model, not a curated record.